Molecule: messenger RNA, 681 nt
Organism: Rotaria sp. Silwood1
Lineage: Eukaryota; Metazoa; Rotifera; Eurotatoria; Philodinida; Philodinidae
Source: the annotation of a GenBank genome assembly
AUGAUUAAUGCUAAUGCAAAAGUAUCAGCAUUAGCAUUAAUGAUUAAUGCUAAUGCAAAAGUAUCAGCAUUAGCAUUAAUGAUUAAUGCUAAUGCAAAAGUAUCAGUAUUAGCAUUAAUGAUUAAUACUAAUGUGACACCCCUAUCCUAAACACGGCAUGAUGUAGUUCAAACGAUUGAGCCAGAAUCAGGUUCAUGGGGUGAAUUUACCGAUAUGGUUUAUUGUGCUGCGGGUACGUGGGCAAUAGGUUUUCGGCAACGUGUAGAGCAACCAUGUGGUAAUGAUUGUGAUGAUACUGCUUUGAAUGCAUUGGAAUUAUUGUGUGCAAAGAAAGACGGAACUUCUGUUAACUCAAUUACACCACACAAUGGUUUGUGGGGCGAUUGGAGUAAUGUCGUUCGUUGUCCUGGAAACAGUAACUUUUUGAGAGGUGUUUCGUUCAAAAUUGAAUCGCCUCAAGGAUCAGCUGAUGAUACAGCUGCAAACGACUGUCAAUUUUCAUGCUCUCAAUCAUCUAACAUUCUUGCAUCGAAUGGUGGUCCAUGGGGUGACUGGAAGCAAAUGAAAUAUUGUCCUUCAUCAUCAGCUAUCUGUGGUUUUUCACUAAAACUAGAAAAUUCGCAAGGCGAGGGAGAUGACACAGCCCUAAAUGGAGCUAAGUUUCAAUGUUGUGCUUUAUAA